CCCACGCCCCCCUUUCACCUGCAGGCGGGCGGCAGGCAUUUCCUGGCCAUUGUUUGCAGGGGCUGCCACGGUGCUCCGUGCUAUUUCCGUCCACCAGCCAAGCGGGGCUGGAGCUGGCCGGGCUCUUCCAGGCCCGCUUCUGUGUGCUGCUCUCCCAGGCCAGCAUCGCAGCCCAAGGAGAGGCAGCGGCAGGUCUCACCAAACCGCCUUCCACCCUAUCAGCAAUGGGAAGACGCAGGAAAGAAGAUUCUCUGGUGUAAAAGUAAACAUGGCAGUGCCACGUCUGUGCACACGUGUGCUUUCACGUAGGGCUCUGUCCGUGUUCAUUCUUCUUGGCCGGUACUGUUGUCUCAGGACAGUUUGUUUGGGGAAGUUGCCACUGUUAAACUAAGGUGCCCUGGCAGGAUUCGGACGCGGGCACCCUGGGCUCAGAGGUGCAAACCGUCUCCCCAAGAUACGUUGCGGAGAGGUUUGAUUCUCACAGGUUUCGUGUGGGAAGAAACUUGAGAUCGUGUAGCGCGUUGGGUGUGUAGGCUUGGUCAGCGCUUCUCAUUAAAGACUGAAGAUCUAUUUUCAGCGGCUGGGUACCCACCCAGAUUGCUUCUGCUGAAGUGCAUCCUGGCCCCGGGGUGAUUACAGAUCUCGCUCUGCCCUCUUGGAGCAGGAGGUGUGUCUCCAGGAUGAAAGCAGGGAAGUACAGUAAGAUUAAGCUGGGACUGUCUCUUUUUAGCGGCACGGAGUAGUAAUUGCAGCUCCCGAGUCUCUCUUUGUUUUGUCCUCUCUCCGGUGUGUGUUGUCCUCCGAUGUCUGGGGUGUGGGCGCUGGGGACACUGUCAGUCAUUUCAUGGCUUAAAUCGCUAGUCCGACUCUCCCGCCAGGGGCGGCCGUCCGAGGGUGGGGGCCCCAGCGUCGGCGCCCGCCCUGGCUCAGCGGAAUCAAAGAGCAGACGCAGCCUCAGCGGUCCUCGAGGGGCCGACUCGCCCAAGCCCGGGCUUGAGUGAGCUGCAGGGGCCCCCCCGUUCCCUUCCUCUGCGGGCGCCGCGCCCGGGGCCCGGCCUGGUCGGGGUGGAGGGCGGGCGAGGCGCGGGGCCCCAGCGGGAGUCGGUGACGGCUCACAGAUACUCUCCUUCCUUGUCCCGCAGAGUGCGUCCUGCCACCACGACGGCCCCGGCGGCGGGGCUGGGACGCGGCCCGAGCGCUAUGUACAGCGUAGAAGACCUCCUGAUCUCCCACGGCUACAAGCUGUCCAGAGAGCCGCCGGCGCCGCGCCAGGAUGACGGCGACGGGCGCCAGCCCGUGAGGCCCCGGGCGCCGGCGGGCCCCGGCCUGCUGAACGGGUGCGACGAUGGCCCUGCCGCCUGCCCGCGCGGCCAGGCCUCGCUGGGGACCGGCCGCCUGAGCGGGCCCGGCGGCCGCGGGCCUCGGGGCCUCGGGGAGCCCCCGAGCGCCGCCGCCGCUGCGUGGAUUUCCGAGGCUGGGCUCCGCCAGCAGCCCCCGGCCGGCCGCGGCCAUACCUACCGGAGGAGAGAGCAGGAGGCCCGCGAGGAGGCGGCCCGGGCCCCCAGCCCGCCCGCGCACGCCGCCCAGGGGCCCCGGCAGGCCGGAGGAAGGAGCGAGGACGUGAUGAAGAAGGCACUCUGCGAGGAAGGGCUGGGACUGGCGGCUCCCGCCAGGUGGCAGAGCGUCCGCGUCGGAGGCCAGGCCCCGCCACGGAGCCCGGGGGCGCAGAUGCCGGCUGGCGUCGCGGAGAAGUUGUUCCAAGACCUGCACCCGUGUGUGCUCGGAGGCCUCGGCUUGGCCUCCCAGAGCACAGGGAAGUCCCAGUCGCUGCCGAGAGUUCUUUCCCCCGAGAACCUGAGCUGCGUGGAGAUUCCCAUCCCGUUGAGCGACGGGCACUUUCCGGGUGUCCCUCAAGUGCCAUUUCAGCCUCCAAACGGCGCUCGCGAUUCGGAAUGCCCCAGGAACCCCGAGAAGGGCGGCUCCUCGGCCCCCUUGCCCCGGCCUCGGUUUGGGAGGCCCCUCAAGCCUCCAUCUUACGGCUCCCACCAGCACUGCAGGGCCGGCGCGGAAAACGGCAGCCACGCGGACAGCCGGCAGCCGGACUCGGCCAAGGCGAACGACGCCGCCAGGCAGGAGCCGUGCGCGCCGGACCCCGGCCUGGAGCCCCCGGUGUACGUGCCUCCGCCCUCCUACAGGUCGCCCGCCGCACCCGCCUGCCCGGGGGAGGCCCCAGGGCGGAGGCCCGAGGGCGGAGGCCGCCGCGCGCAGCCGCCCCCGCUGCUGGAGAAGGCUGCCGCCGCCGGCCAGCCCCCUUCGGGCCCCCGGGGAGCCGGGGAGGAGCGCGGGCCCGGCCCGUGCUCUCCUGUCGGGGUCCUCCCGCAGCCCCGCCCCGCCACGGCCGGCGACGGCUCCGUCCUGUACAUCCCCUUCGACGACCCACGGAUUCGACACAUUAGACUCGCCCGGCCCCACGGCUUCUGGGAAGACGUGAAGCUGGACGGCCCUGUCCCCGCCCCGGAGCCGGCGCCUGGAGGCCUGCAGCGGGAGGCUGCCGUUCGGGGCCCCUCGGGGAGCGAGAGCCGCCCGCCCGCGGCCGACCCCAGCGCCCCUUGGCUGUGGGACCGGCUCCCCGGGGGCGGAGAAGACGGUGGCCUGGCUGACCACAGAGACGACUGCGUCGCCACUUGGAGUCAGCGGCCGGACGGGCGCGCAGAAAGCCUCGUCUCCUCCCCGAGCCCCCAGGGCGAGAGUACCUGCGAGACACAAACCCAGCUCAGAAAGUUCGAAGCUGGGCUGCAGACCAAGAAAAGUUCAAAGAAAAAACUGAGCGAGACGAUAUUUUGUUUGGUUUCCAUCCCAGUUAAGUCAGAAUCACAUCUGCCAGCUACAGAUACGAACAACAAUGGCUUGAAACAGAGCGCGGAUAGAAGGCCUGGGCCCGAGAAGAGCGCGGCUCUGCGAGAGCAGAGUCUGCUGAGUGUGUCCUCCACCGACCUGGAGCUGCAGGCGCUCACGGGCGGCAUGACCGGGAGGACGGAGCUCCAGAAACCAGAGCCGGGGGGCCCCGGAGGGGACCAGCCAGCAGACGACCCCGGGUUCCCACACCCUGCGAAGCACCGAGCGCGCGCGUGUCCUGGCUCGUGGCCCGGGCAGCAGUACAGAGACCAGCAAACGCAGACCAGCUUCAGCCAGGAAUCCCACAGCCCGCGGCCCCUCCCUGGGGAGAUGCGGGGAGGGUCCCCCGACGCCGCGCUGCCUGCAAGAUGUUUGGACGCCUUCGAGGUUCAGAUGCACGUGGCGUUGGCGUCCAGUGACCAGAACCAGAGGCCCGGGGCUCCUUCCCCCAAAGGCCAAGGGGGGCCCCUCAGCCCGUGCGGUGGCAGCGCCUUCUCAGGGCCUUCCUCGCCCAGCAGCCAGGCCCCCGCACCAAGGGCCGGCCCGGGUGAGCCACGCGUGGACGGCCGUGUCCGCGGAGGCAGCCCGCUGCCCAGGGCCGAGGUCGUCAAGGGGGCGACCACGGGCCCCUGCAACAGCAGGCAGCCGUUCGGGCAGUUCCUCCUGAAGCCCGUCAGCCGCCGCCCGUGGGACUUGAUCAGCCAGUUGGAAAGUUUCAACAAGGAGCUUCAGGAGGAGGAAGGGGGCGGCGGCGGCGGCGGCGGCGGCGGCGGCGAGGACAGCGAGGCAGAGCCGCCCUGGGGAGGCCGCUCCCUGGCCGCGGCCGAGCGCCCCGGCCUCCCGGAGGGCAGGGCGCCCGAGGACCCGGGGCCCAGGCCAGGGAGCAACAGGAGCAAGCCCGAGAGCUGGGGCGAGGGGGCGAGGCCUCGGCCCCCCGGGCGCUGCGUGGCGGAGGAGCGGGGCCGGGGGGUCGAGGCCGGGGGGCCCGAGCCGGCCGUCAGCCCGAGGCCCGUGAGACGAGCAGUGUCGUCCGGGCCGAGCGAUGCCGGGGCAGGGCCCCCGCCCGACGCAGCGGGACCGAGCGCGCCCCCGCCGAGUCGGGAGCUCCGCGGCGGGCUCAGGGCUGCGGAGCUGAGCGCGGCCGGCGCGCCCGAGGCGGGCGGUGGGGAGCAGGGGACCUCGGGGGCCCCCCUCUCUCUGGCUGGCAAACCCCGAGGCCUGUCGGCGCCAGACUUGAGGUCUGUGGGGCUAACGCCGGGGCAGGGGCAGAGCGCCGGCCAGCUAGCGGGGUCUCCGGGGGAAGCCAGUGCAGUAGAAAUCCCCCCAAACGAGUCCCUGCAGGCCAGGGCUGCCAGGAUCCUGGGCAUUGAGGUGGCCGUGGAGUCCCUGCUGCCAGGCGCCCGAAGGACGGGGCAGAGCCAAGACCCCGAGCCUGAUGGAGGUGCCCGCAGGCCUGAGGCCCCCAGGCAGGAGGCGGCGGCCAGCCCAGCCCAGCGGUGUGACCCCGCCGCGUCCGCCGACGCCUUCUGCAGCAGGAGGAGGUGUGGCUGGACCGAAAGCCCUCUGUUUGUGGGAGAAGCGGGCAGCGCCCGGCAGGCUCCCCGGGCCUCCGAGCCCGCGGGCGUGGACGGGGCCGCCCCCGGCAAGGCCCCUGAGCCUCAGCCCAGCCCCCAGGAGUGCCAGCCCUUCCAUCCCAAGGACGUGGGGACAAAGCCACCCUUCAGGUCCGCCUUGUUCCAUGUUAUAGAAAGGACCCCAAAUUUGGCAGCCUCAGAAAAGAGGCUCCGAAGCACGUCCAGAGUGAUUGAAAGUUUACAGGAG
This is a messenger RNA of Physeter macrocephalus (sperm whale), 4716 nucleotides long. RefSeq names its product junctional cadherin 5-associated protein. Gene Ontology annotation, cellular component: adherens junction; ruffle membrane. Gene Ontology annotation, biological process: positive regulation of blood vessel endothelial cell proliferation involved in sprouting angiogenesis. NCBI's taxonomy places the organism in Eukaryota, Metazoa, Chordata, Mammalia, Artiodactyla, Physeteridae. The transcript has 2 exons. The annotation marks the transcript as partial. The record is from RefSeq and is a predicted model, not a curated record.